UGUUUCUCGAAAGAACCAAAACAAAACCAGAGUCUAUUCCCACAGGAAGAAAAUCCAAGAAAUAGGCACAUUCAAAGCCCAAAUCUCCUUUCAAGCAGAAAUAAGAAGAUCCUGCCUCCAUUUCGGGCUCAAAACUAAAUCAGGAAGUCCGUAUUACAAGUGCAGGAACGAUGACAGACACUCAAGAGAAAGACAUCUCCUCGAGGCUGGGAAUGUGCUCCGUAUGUGCCCACACAGCAGCGAAAUACACGUGUCCGAGGUGUGGUGUGAAGACGUGUUCUCUGCCGUGCGUGAAGAGUCAUAAAAAGGAUGCUGGAGGAUGCUCUGGGGUCCGGGAUAAGACUGUCAUGGUGCUUAAGGAAGAUAUGGAUAACUUGACAUUGCUCAGCGAUUACAGAUUUCUGGAAGAGAUCGACCACAAGCUAGAAGACAACCAGAGACACCCGCUGCGAAGAUACAUCGUGCCCAGACAAAUAAAGGGCAAGCCUGAGCUGCCCUUCUUCCUCAACAAUCUCAGAAACGAAGCGGCAAAAAGAGGAACCACUUUGAGGUUUUUGCCGAACCACUUCUCGAAACAUAAAGAGAACUCCACACGCUUUAUAGCAAAGGAGGGAAUCAUUAGAUGGCACAUCAAAUGGGUAUUCCACCAAGCAGACAUCACAUUCACCAACACGCAAGUCGAUGAGAACACACCCAUAAUAACCCUUCUGGCCCACUACAUGGAGCCGAGCGACGCCCUCACCCCAGAAGAGACCGAGAAGCUGGCUUACUACCACUCGGCCUCCUACAGCAGAAUUGCGUCUUGAGGGAGAGAGAGAGGGCACAAAGACAGCCUUUUGGGAGGUGGUGCCGUCAAAGAGCAUCCGUAACAACCUGGCUGGCUGUAAGGUGGUCGAAUACCCAACAUUCUAUGUGAUCCUACGCGACCACAUGCAGGCUUACCUGGACUACGAGGCGGAUGGGCACGACGAUCUAUUUGGAGAA
Messenger RNA from Penaeus vannamei (Pacific white shrimp), 984 nucleotides. Its product is annotated as box C/D snoRNA protein 1. Gene Ontology annotation, cellular component: nucleus; pre-snoRNP complex. Lineage: Eukaryota; Metazoa; Arthropoda; Malacostraca; Decapoda; Penaeidae. Gene Ontology annotation, biological process: box C/D snoRNP assembly; maturation of LSU-rRNA from tricistronic rRNA transcript (SSU-rRNA, 5.8S rRNA, LSU-rRNA); snoRNA localization. The record is from RefSeq and is a predicted model, not a curated record.